Durusdinium trenchii is the source of this 864-nucleotide messenger RNA. Lineage: Eukaryota; Dinophyceae; Suessiales; Symbiodiniaceae. The record is from the annotation of a GenBank genome assembly.
AUGAGCACAUUACAGUCUGUCAGUCUUGCUGGUGUGGCCAUGUGCGUCUCCAAGCCGUCAGAGUUCACUUGUUGGCAGUCAGGCUUUGCGCGUUGCAGCGAACUCCCGAUUGAGCAGCACUUCGGGCAUUUACGAUCCCAAUCGGCCUCGGCGCAGCUCAGCGCCCGCUCCUUCUUCAUGGCAUCAGCUCGCCAAUCUCUCAAGGUCUCGAAGACUCUCAACCACAGCAAGCCCAAGCCUGCCAAAGCUGAGAAGCCACUGUCGGACCAACAGUUUGCCGACUGCUGCGACAGGGCCCUGAAGUCAUCAUUGAUGCUGGUCGCACGCUGCAGUGAAUUCUCUGAAGACCGGCUGGAGAAGAUGUACAGGAAAGCUUGUCAGAACGGCGCCUAUGAGUGGGAUGAUCCAGAAGAGCCCGCAGAGAAUGAGGAUGAUGAGUUGGAAGAGGUGCGGCCUGCAGAGAAGCCAGGCUCACCAGACUGCAUCCAAUUCCUGGACACAUUGCGGGUCGAUCACAAAUUGAUGGAGCCAUCGGACAACCUCGAUGAUGUCACCGUGCCAGAUGAUGCACCCGCAGGUCCUGAGCAAGACCCAGAUUUGGAGAACGUGAUGGAACCAUAUCGGGACGAGCGCUUCAUCAGCCCAAAGAGUGGAAAGGACGGCAAUGAGAUUCCUGACACUUUGCUUGAAGCACUGAAACUCAAAGAUGGUGACAUGUGGAAUCGGCUCUGGCGGCUUCUCCUUCGGUUGCGCUCUGGGAAAGGCGGCAUUGACACCGGCUUUCUGAAAAAUGCGAAGAAUAGUCGCAAAGCUUCGAGGGGUCUGAAUUGGUAUCAGCGCCUUAGCUUUUGUCAGUUCAGUUAG